AUGGCUGAAAACGGAGUGAUUCGAGUGGAAAUCGACGAAAUCGAAGGAUUGCAAGCGGUGGACGAGCUGAAACAACCCGUCGAGAUGGGAAAUCUCAAAUGGGAAUCAUUUUUGUCAGUUUUCUAUGAGAUUGUUUGUUUUUCAGGACGUUCGGGGCGUUUUCGGAGACGUCGGAGCGUACCGGCCAUGUCCGCAAUCUCGGCCUCCUGCUCCACUGCAACAAGACGAAUCGGAGCAAUUUGUGGCGGGUAUCGGCACGAAUUCAGUUCAAAAUCGUGAAAACGGGCACGGACAUCGGCGCCACUUCCGACGAAUUCGAAGUUGAAUUCUCGGCGAGAAAGCGGAAAUUGGAAGUGCCGAACUUUAUGAAUUGGCAAGAAGUGACGUGUCCGGAGAACGGAUACGUGGAGGCAAAUACGGCAGUUGUGGAGGCACACGUGCACGUGCGAUCCAUCGAGGGCAUUCAGAUGAGGCCGCUUCUGGAGACUUUCGAGCAGCCGAACGGUCAUCUCACCGACGGAGUGCUUCUCGUCGAGGGAAAGAGGGUCCACGUCAGCAAACAGGUCUGGAAUUGUCUGGGGAAACAUGAAUUUUUGCCAUUUUUCGUUCAGAUUCUCGCCCAACACUCCAAGCUCUUUCUCGAUCUCCUCUACUCGAGUUCGUCGGAAAUUUCGAUUGACGACGUCGUUCACUCGGAAUUCGUCGAUCUUCUCAACGUCAUCUACCCGUCACACAAGGAAAUCGACAGUAAACUUGACGAACAGUCCUUUGAUUAUCCCCUCCCUCCCCCCCCCCUUAUUACAGCUGGAAACGUGGCGCAUCUUCUUAGACUGUCCGAUCGCUUCGCAAUUCCGAUGGUCCUCGAGAAGUGCGAGAACUUCUUGAUUUCCUGCCGAAAUAUCCAUCUGGUCGAGAAGCUGAAGUACGCGGAGAUGUACAGACUCUCCAGGCUUCAGGUAAGAAGCAUUAAUCGAAAUUUCAAGAAGAAGAUUAUUUUGCAGAAUCAGUGUUUAGAGGAGCUGAAAACGAACGAAGAGGUGCUCAGAUUGGCUCAGCACUCCGGCUACCCAUCGCUCGGCGACGUCACUCAAACCGUUCUCUUCCAAAGAGUUAUCGAGCUCUCCCAGUCGACAUGUUAA
Molecule: messenger RNA, 1139 nt
Organism: Caenorhabditis sp. 36 PRJEB53466
Lineage: Eukaryota; Metazoa; Nematoda; Chromadorea; Rhabditida; Rhabditidae
Source: the annotation of a GenBank genome assembly